This is a messenger RNA of Stylonychia lemnae, 951 nucleotides long. The record is from the annotation of a GenBank genome assembly. NCBI's taxonomy places the organism in Eukaryota, Ciliophora, Spirotrichea, Sporadotrichida, Oxytrichidae.
AUGUUUGUGAGACCAGCUAACCUUUUAACCUCAAACUAAGUGCUGGGAAGAAUGUUGAUGAUGACUUAAAAUCAUCAUAAUAUGAUGCUUAUGGGAGCAAUUCAAAGAUGCAACUUCGUAUCAAGAGCCCCGAAUGGACUUACUGAAUAUUAAGCUGAAGCCAAGGAAUUAUUACCUUUCAAUGCUAGUAAUCUAUGGGAUAAUAUUGGUGCAAGGUAAAAAUUCAAGAGAGUUGGUAGGGGUCCUGGAUCAGGCCUUGGAGCUGGUGGUCAAGUAAACAGAGGUUUCGAAGGUGGUUAAUCAUCUCUUUCCAAGAGAUUCCCUAAACGUGGAAUGAAGGCUGAUGCUUUUAAUAACAAAGAUGAAAUCGAGAUUUUAAAUUUAGGUUAACUUGCUUACUAUAUCUCAAAAGGUUUUGUAGAUGCAUCGAAAACAAUUACUAUGAAAGAUCUAGUUGAUUCUAGAUGUCUUUCUAGCGUCAAAGAUGGAGUUAAGCUAUUGUCAAGAGGUGCUGAAAGUUUACAGAAGCUGGGAGUUCCCAUAAACAUUGAAGUUAGUAAUGCUACGAAAUCAGCUAUUGAAGCAAUUAAAGCUACAGGUGGUGAAAUAUCAGUAUAAUAUAGAACUCCUCUCAUUAUGAGAUAUCACUUAAAGCCACACAAAUUCAAUGACUACAAGACAUUGAAGACUCCAAUGCCUCCCCAAAAGAAAGUAGUUAAACUUGAAAAAUUAAGAGAAAAAGGACUCAAUGUUGCUUAUCCAAGAGCACCUUGGUACACUGACAACAAAGAAGCAAUUCUAAAGGAAGCUUCAGAUACAGAAAAGAGAAUCAAUGAGGCUCAGCAUGCUAACCUUCUCAAGAAACUUCCAGCAGAUAGAAAUGCAGGUCAGAGCAAAGAUAUUCCAAAAAUUGAAAGAAAACCAAUUACUAAGUUCUACAAGUUCAUUUGA